Molecule: messenger RNA, 2587 nt
Organism: Calliphora vicina (urban bluebottle blowfly)
Lineage: Eukaryota; Metazoa; Arthropoda; Insecta; Diptera; Calliphoridae
Product: toll-like receptor 3
Exons: 4
Coding region: 1-2358 (785 amino acids)
Cellular component (GO): extracellular matrix
Molecular function (GO): protein binding
Source: RefSeq, a predicted model, not a curated record
AUGACUUUGUUAAGAAGUGAAUUGUCUAAUAAAAUAUGCUCUACAACAACGUCUCAAUAUGGUGACACUAAAACCAACAAUAGGAAAAACUUGCAAAAUAGAUUUAAACGAAAUAAAUAUGAAUAUGACAUAAUAUCAUCAUCUAACGAAGAAAACGAAGAACAACAGCAGAAACAAGAACAAGAACGUCAACAUCAUCAUCAUCUACAACAUGACGAUAUGAAAUAUUAUAAACAACCGGAAACGGAAGUUAACAUAAAUUCCAUUCCAGUUAUAGAAAUUGACAUGCCGCAAUGUCCACAAGGUUGUGUUUGUCAAUAUGCUCAUUUAAUGGAUUUACCAAUUUCACGUUGGAUCAAUUAUAUGCAGCAAAGAUAUUCAACGCCAAUGCCAAACGAGGACAAUGAGAACGAUAUCAAUAACGUUAAUGAAGAUUCGGAUUCCGAUUUAAUGAAUAAUGAAUCCUCCUAUGAAAGCGAUUAUAGUUAUUUAAUGAAUCCCUUUAUAAAACAGGCUACAUGUAUAAUUCAGGAGGACACUAACACAGAACAAUUAAUCAACUCAUUGCCACAUGACAUGCAAGCCUUGAUUUUGUUGUACACUGGCGUAGGAAAGAAUAAAACGGUGAAUAGCAGUGUCUUAAAACCAUUAAAUCAACUUACAACUUUAGAAGUUAGAGGUCCUCAAGAUCGUGGUUUACGGUUUUUGCUAGAUGCUCCCUUAAACUUUCUGCAGCAUGCAAAUUUUGAGUCAAUCACUUUAAUUGGUUCUGAGAUCUAUAAGAGACCAAAAAACCUUGUACAUCCCAAAGAAAUGUUUGACUACAAACCCAAUAUUGAACUUCUCAAUAGUUUGGAAUUUAAUGUAGAGGAUAAGCAUAUCAAGAAAUACGAUAAAAAAUUGUUAUUCGAAUUGCAACAACAAGAGCAAGAAGAAUUGGAAAUUGUACCAUACGAAGUGUAUAAAGAAGAAGUGAAAAAAGCUCAAAUGCCCUCAUUUUAUGGAUGGAAACAUUUAGAGGUUUUACGCGUACAGUCAUGCGGUUUAAACGAGUUAUCUUGGGAAAUGUUUAUGGGUCUAGAAGAAUUGCAACAUCUCUCCUUGGAACGUAACGAUAUUGCUGUUGUGCCACCAUUCGCUUUAUCUGGCGCCACACAAUUAAAAACCUUAUCAUUGGCACACAAUAUUAUACACGAUUUACAUUAUCGCAAUUUGGCCGGCCUGUUUGAGUUGCAAGUAUUGGAUUUGAGCGAUAACUAUUUAACUAAACUAACUGAAUUGAGUUUUCCGCCGUUGCCUAAAUUAGAACGCAUUGAUUUUCGUCACAAUCCCAUACGUUAUAUUUUUCCAGCUACAUUCUGGGUCAUGAAUCAAACACAGGAAAUGUUUUUUGGUUCUGCUGAAACUGCCCUAGAGUUGUGGGGAAAUCAGCCAUUUAAAAAACUAAAUAAACUCACAAUAUUGGAGAUUAAUAAUGUUACAAUACAAACUCUAGAUCAAAAUAUUUUCAAGGAUUUAACAUCACUGGAAAAAUUAAGAUUGCGAGGCCAACUCGGUAGAGUGGAAUUUGAUGCGUUUGCAGGACUUUCCCAACUUGAAGAAUUGGAUUUAUCAAAUUGUCAUAUAAAUGACAUUUCCAUGGAUGCAUUUAUUGGCUGUAAAAACCUAAAAAUAAUAAACUUAUCAACAAAUAAUAUCUCCUACAUACCCCCUGGCCUAUUUGACGAUCAACAGAGCUUAGAGGAAAUAUAUUUGAAUGACAAUCAACUAAAGGCUCUGCCUAAAACAUUCUUCCAACAAAAGAGAAUGUUACUGGCUCGUCUAAACAAUAAUCCUUGGAAAUGUUCUUGCGACAUGGCAAAUUGGAAAGCCAAAAUAACCAAUCAAGAAAAGGCCCUCGUCACAGAAAGGUGCAUUAAUGAUUUUCUAACUGGCAAAAAACUAUCUUGUCGCAAUAUUCAAAAUUUUAAAUUCAACAAAAAAUUGGCACCAAGAUGCGACAACUUCAAGGGCCGCAGUGUUUACUACGUUAUGCGCAAACAAAUGCAGUGCAAUCAAAAAUAUCUAGAUUUACGAGCUGCAGCAUCAUCACGCCAAAAAAUUCCACAUUGGCGUAAAAUUGAAGAGAGAAUGCAAAGAACAUUAAAAACUCCUGCAAAUACAUUGAAGACGGACUCUAACAAUCAUCUUCAAAAUCGAAAGAUGUGGCAAUUACAAAAACAAGAGAAGAUAAAAAAUACUUUAAACAAUAUGCACGAGAAUUCACUGAGAUAUCAAGUUUUUAAAACAACUGUAUUUGACGAAAAGCAUCAAAUAAAUGCGACGAUCAACGGCGUUGAACUUUCAAACGAUACCUAAAAGUGAAGUUAAGACACACAUACAGAUAGUCUAAUAUAAAUAUAAAUUUUAUAUUCAAGGGAAAGCAGAAACUUUGAUGAAGAUAGCAAGUCAAGAGUUGUAGGGUUAAUUUUGUUUUUUUGUAUUAUAAGAUGAAACAUUUAAAUAUUACGUGUACAAAAAUUUUAAAUAAAAAUAAGUUUUUCUUAAGAUUCAAUAAAGAUUUUGGAAAAUAUAGUUGAAAAAAAAA